Messenger RNA from Cygnus atratus (black swan), 2686 nucleotides. It is a transcript of the gene CCNE1, whose product is annotated as cyclin E1. The coding region runs from base 87 to 1310 and encodes 407 amino acids. The transcript is spliced from 12 exons. Gene Ontology annotation, cellular component: centrosome; nucleus; cytoplasm. NCBI's taxonomy places the organism in Eukaryota, Metazoa, Chordata, Aves, Anseriformes, Anatidae. The record is from RefSeq and is a predicted model, not a curated record. Gene Ontology annotation, molecular function: cyclin-dependent protein serine/threonine kinase regulator activity. Gene Ontology annotation, biological process: G1/S transition of mitotic cell cycle; regulation of cyclin-dependent protein serine/threonine kinase activity.
GGGCGCCGCCGAGCUCCCGGGCGGCCGCCGCGGGGCCGCUGCUCGCCUCGCCUCGGCCCGGCCCGGCCCGACCCAGGCAAGGCACCAUGCGGCGGGAGAGCGACUUCGCGGAGGAGAAGGCCCCCGCCAAGGGGGAAGGGGGUGCCGAGGGUGCCAUGCGAGCCCGCAAGAGGAAAGCUGAUGUGGCCACGUUCUUACAGGAUCCUGAUGAAGAAAUUGCCCAGAUGGAAAUAAAUAGAAAAAAGCAAUAUGAAAACCAGCCGUCCUGGAAUAACAUUAACAAAGAUCCCCAUAUGCUGAUUCCUACUCCAGAUAAAGAUGAUGAUCCAGUUGGUGUUGAUUACUCUCACUUUAUACAUCUAAAUGUUGUUCCAACUAGAGCUUCACCAUUACCAGUUCUGGGCUGGGCCAACAGAGAUGACGUAUGGAAAAACAUGAUAAACAAAGAGGAUACAUAUGUGAGGGAUAAACUUUAUAUGCAAAGGCACCCUCUCCUGCAACCUAAAAUGCGAACAAUUCUUCUAGACUGGCUAAUGGAGGUUUGUGAAGUCUACAAGCUUCAUAGAGAAACUUUUUAUUUAGCACAAGAUUUCUUUGAUCGGUUUAUGGCAACGCAACAGAAUGUUGUAAAAACACUAUUACAGCUUAUUGGGAUCUCUUCUUUAUUCAUAGCAGCAAAGCUUGAGGAAAUUUAUCCACCAAAGUUGCACCAGUUUGCCUAUGUUACAGAUGGAGCUUGUACAGAAGAUGAAAUCCUCAGUAUGGAAUUGAUCAUUAUGAAGGCUCUUAAUUGGAACUUAAAUCCACUGACAGUUGUAUCAUGGCUAAACAUUUACAUGCAAGUUGCGUAUUUAAAUGAGCUUUAUGAGGUAUUGUUGCGACAAUAUCCACAACAAAUAUUUGUACAAAUAGCAGAGCUCUUGGAUCUCUGUGUGCUGGAUAUUGGCUGCUUGGAAUAUACAUAUGGUGUACUUGCAGCUUCUGCUUUGUACCACUUCUCUUCAUCUGAGUUGAUGCAGAAAGUUUCAGGUUAUGAAUGGUGUGAGAUAGAGGAAUGCGUAAAGUGGAUGGUUCCAUUUGCUAUGGCUAUACGGGAAGUAGGAAGCUCCAAACUCAAACACUUUAGAGGUAUAGCUCCUGAAGACUUGCACAAUAUACAGACGCACAUAAACAGCUUGGAUUUGCUGGACAAAGCUCAAGCAAAACAAGCCAUAUUGGCUGAGCAAAAUAGGACUUCACCUUUCCCCACUGGGGUCCUUACACCACCACAAAGUAGUAAGAAACAGUCUGCCGGACUGAAGCAGAUGUGACUAUACAAACUGUUGACAGACAAUUUUGCUGAAGUGCCUGUUCUGCUGGUUCUAACUUCUGCUCCAUUAUGGAAAGGCUGCCAGUGAAGUUCAUAAGCUUUUAUGGAAUUUGAAAAGGAAACCUUGCCUUUUUCAUGACAGAAGAUUUUUUUCUAUUUGAAAUAUUUUUAUUGAACGUUAAAAUAUUUUAAAGAAAUGGAUCAAGUACACCAGCCACUUAAAAGAACACCGAAGAGUGCUCCAAAUGCUGCUAUGGAGGGUGAUGCUUGAUGUGACCAACUAUUCAGAAAAAGGGCUUGAAAUUUAGAUAAGGUACUGUGUCUGUGCCUGUUUGUCCUUUGGAUAAUUGGCAGUUAUACUGUUCCCUAUUGACACAUGGGCAAAAUGUACUGUGGAAGACUACAUUUCAAAGCCUUUUUUUCCAAUGGUUGGCUUACAACCUGAUGCCUUUUUAAAAACUCUUUAUUGUAAAUGCUGCUAUGUCUCUGUGUAUCCAUUUUUAAUAAAAAUGCUGUCUAAGACAGCUGGUUUUAUGUAUAUUCCUAUUUUUCUUUUAAUUAUGGUCAGCUAAGGUUUUUCAGACUGUGACCACUAGUAGCGUGAGAGUUCGGUGCAAAGAAUAUAGUAACUAUCACUUUAUUUAUUUACCACUACUGGCCUACCAAUGAAAGCAUCAUUUUUGGAUACUAAAGAUAAAAUUUUCAUGUUGGGCUAGUUAGAUUUUCCUUAUUCAGUUGCAAAUGACUAGAGGGGAUAAUAAGUAUGACAAGUAUAUGGGGAAUCCUUCCCCAACACAUGCUGAUGACAAAUGUGUUGGGAACUUCUUGAAUCAGUGUGUCUGGAUUGUUGUACUUAAUAGCAAGAAGUGAUCAGUAGGAAAGAAGCUUAUGUUUAAAGAAAACAAUUACUUAAACUUUGGGAUUUCAGCAUAUUCUUUGACAAUUAGUCACUUGUGCAAAUUUCAAUUCUGAAUGGUGUGUGCCUUUUAAUCUACAGUUUCAUAGGAAGUGUUGUCCUUAAUCUUUGUAACAUCUGAGAAUUCAUAGUAAGACCAUUUCUGGAAAGUCAUGUUUCUGAAGAAAAGGGAAAUAGAUGUAAAAAUGGUUGCUUGUUUUUCUUAUGAUGUUGAACAGUCCUUCAAAGCAAACAACACUGAAAACAUCUGUGAGACUACUAGAGUUCACCAUGUCCUGUAGAUUGUGUAGAUGCUAGAACAUUUGUAUUUCUGGAAGCUCCUACUCUGCUGAUGGUUAACUUUUCUAAAUGCUAGUUUCCACCGAGGCUGCUUUAAGUUAUUCUCCCUUUCCCUUCUACCUGACCCAGUAUUCUGAUAAAUGUUAAAGCUCUGAUGUAAUAAAAAUGCCUACUGUAACUAA